Messenger RNA from Rotaria sp. Silwood2, 1446 nucleotides. The record is from the annotation of a GenBank genome assembly. NCBI's taxonomy places the organism in Eukaryota, Metazoa, Rotifera, Eurotatoria, Philodinida, Philodinidae.
AUGGCUUAUGAGUAUAUGUUACGAACGAAAGCUUAUAUUGAAAUUGUGAAUUUAAAUAAACCACAUUGUCAAGGAAAAGUUCGACAUUUAUUGAAUACGAUGACAGAUAGUAUAAAAUUAUUACUAGAAAAUCUCUAUGAACAUCAAUUGAUCACAGCAUUUCAAUAUCAACAAACGCAUAUACAACGUUCUCUUGUACGAUUAGAUUAUCUCUUCUUUCAACUUGACCUACAUCAACAAGAACAGCAAUCAUUAGUCAUGGAACCAAAAACGAUUUCUACUUUAAGUCCAUUAAUGCCUAUCUGUCGUUAUUUAUAUCGCCUUUUAGUUCCAAUCUAUUAUAAUCAAGUUGCUCAUCUGAUGACUAUUGAUAAUGGUGCUGAUCUAAUUCAACGUUUAGAAAAUUAUCAAGAAAAAGAUUAUUUACAAUCGACAAUCUAUUUCAUUACUCUUCAUAUUAAACAUCCUCAUACAUCAAUCACACAUGCACAAUUAUUGCACACGUUAAAAUGUUUUCUUGAUGACUUUAUUCGGGAAGAAACUAUACAAGGCAUGAACACGAUGGCUAUUUUAAAAUUAACAGAAUUUCUUCUCGAACAUCAAUAUUUCGUUUAUGAAAAUCAUAUCUAUCAACAAGUUUGUGGUGGUGGUACAGGUUUAUAUUUCAUGGAACUUUUAAUUGAUAUCUAUUUAUUCUAUUGGCAACAACCAUUAUUACGGUUAGAUCAUCAAGAUCAACAUGAAAUAUUUGUUCGCUGCUUUAAUGAUAUAUUUUUGACAUGGAAUGAAUCGAAAGAAAAAUUUCAUGAACUAUUAAAAACGAUGAAUAACAACGAUUCAUCCAUACAAUAUGAAGUCAAUGUACAAACGAAAGAAAUUCAUUAUUUGGAUGUAGAAAUUCAUCAUCAUUCUUCACUUCAAACCCGUGUAUAUCAUGAUUGGAAAUAUGAACCUUAUGUUUUACCGACACUCCAUGGUAUAUCUUCUAUUAGACCAUCGAAUACUCUUCGAAUGGCUCUUGUUCGUGCUGUUUUAUGUUGUUCACAAUUACAAGAUUUUCAAGAAGAACAACAAUAUAUUGAAUAUUCAUUUUUAUUUCAUCAAUUUUCAUUUAAUUUUAUUCAUCAACACAUCGAAGAUUUUUUUCUUGAUUUCAAUGCUUUCGAUUUGUCGUCCUAUCCUGAUCAAGCUACUUAUGAUGAACUUCGUCGCCAAGUUCGCCAAUGGAAUCAACAGAAACGAGAAGAAAAACGAAAACGUCUCGAUGAAGCACAAAAACAAUGUAUUUGGUAUAUUCAUUCCAGAUUAAAAGGCUUUGCCUUGCACAAUGCAAAACAAAAUCCAACCCAAUUCUUACCACGCUCGUUUCAUGAUGAUGUCAAUAGUUUAGAUGGUAUUAAAAUUGAAAUUGUCGGUAUACCUAACUAUCCACUAAAUACUAAAUGA